AUGGCUGAACAGUUGAUGCUCAAGGGCACCCUCGAGGGCCACAACGGCUGGGUCACCAGCUUGGCUACCUCCAUGGAGAACCCCAACAUGCUGCUCUCCGCCUCGCGCGACAAGAGCCUCAUCAUCUGGAACUUGACCCGCGACGAGACCCAGUACGGUUACCCUAAGCGCUCGCUCAAGGGUCACUCGCACAUUGUCUCGGACUGUGUUAUCUCGUCUGAUGGUGCCUACGCUCUGUCUGCCUCGUGGGACAAGACUCUGCGCCUCUGGGAGCUCGCCACCGGCACCACCACCCGCCGCUUCGUGGGCCACAACAACGACGUCCUGUCCGUCUCCUUCUCGGCCGACAACCGCCAGAUCGUCUCCGGCUCGCGCGACCGCACCAUCAAGCUGUGGAACACCCUGGGUGACUGCAAGUACACCAUCUCCGACAAGGGCCACACCGAGUGGGUUUCCUGCGUCCGCUUUAGCCCCAACCCCCAGAACCCCGUCAUUGUCUCCUCUGGCUGGGACAAGCUGGUCAAGGUUUGGGAGCUCUCCACCUGCAAGCUCCAGACCGACCACAUCGGCCACACCGGCUACAUCAACACCGUCACCAUCUCCCCCGAUGGCUCUCUCUGCGCCUCCGGUGGCAAGGACGGAACCACCAUGCUCUGGGAUCUGAACGAGUCCAAGCACCUGUACUCCCUGAACGCCGGUGACGAGAUCCACGCCCUGGUCUUCUCCCCCAACCGCUACUGGCUCUGCGCCGCCACCGCCUCGAGCAUCAUCAUCUUCGACCUCGAGAAGAAGAGCAAGGUCGACGAGCUCAAGCCCGAGUCCACCGCUGUCGGCAAGAAGGCCCGCGAGCCCGAGUGUGUCUCCCUCGCCUGGUCCGCUGACGGCCAGACCCUGUUCGCUGGCUACACCGACAACCUCAUUCGCGCCUGGGGUGUCAUGUCCCGCGCGUAA
Molecule: messenger RNA, 951 nt
Organism: Emericellopsis cladophorae
Lineage: Eukaryota; Fungi; Ascomycota; Sordariomycetes; Hypocreales; Bionectriaceae
Product: cross-pathway control WD-repeat-containing protein
Exons: 5
Coding region: 1-951 (316 amino acids)
Biological process (GO): positive regulation of protein phosphorylation; rescue of stalled cytosolic ribosome
Cellular component (GO): cytosol; nucleus
Molecular function (GO): translation regulator activity; ribosome binding; protein kinase C binding
Source: RefSeq, a predicted model, not a curated record